Molecule: messenger RNA, 1848 nt
Organism: Cavenderia fasciculata
Lineage: Eukaryota; Evosea; Eumycetozoa; Acytosteliales; Cavenderiaceae
Gene: elmoC
Product: engulfment and cell motility ELM family protein
Exons: 2
Coding region: 1-1848 (615 amino acids)
Biological process (GO): actin filament organization; cell motility
Cellular component (GO): plasma membrane
Source: RefSeq, a predicted model, not a curated record
AUGAUGAUGAUGAUGUCAAUCUCUCAACGAAGAGAACGAAAAGAGUUUCUCAAACUAGAGAUUGAGAGACAAAGACUACUCAUUCAAGAACUAGACUAUAAAUUGAUGAAAGAAGAAGAAAAGGAAAAGAAUCAACUAUCAUCAUCUUCAACAUCAGAAUCUAUAACCAAAGAAGUAGAAGUAGUGGAAGAACCAAUAAUACAACUAGAAGAGGAGGAAUCAACUACUACUACCACUACAAUACUAUCAACUGCCACUAUUGAAUCAGCAUUAUCAUCUCUAGAAUCAUCUCUAGAAUCAUCUUCUAAUACUAGUAUUGGUAACAACACCGAAAAAGAAGAUUCAACUACUACCACUACUACUAUAUUAGUUGAUACUACAACAACAACAAUUACUUCUUCGAUAUUGAUUUCAUCAUCACCAACUAUAUCUUAUGAAAACAAAUUAAUCGAAUUAAAUAAGGAACUUAAUAAUUUGAAAUGUGAAUUAGAAGAAUUAAGAUUAAUGGGAGAUAAAUUUUAUACACAACAUGGAGAUGAAUCGAUAUUGAUAGAGAUUGAUGAGAUGAGUAAGUUGUCAUUUUAUCAUUGUACACAAUCAAAGGAACUGCCUACUAUCCCCAUCGACAGCUGUGAUGGUAGUCGCAUCCAAAUCAUAUUUGAUGCCGACGAGAACCCCAUCUACGAACUACAUUCGCUCAUUUCAACCAAAUCCAUUCACCAACUCUUUUCUGUAAAGACCAACUUUGAAAUACCCACCGCCAAGCAAUCGAUAUUCGAACGUGUUCGACACAACACUUGGAGUUUGGGUAUCUCACCACUCCGACGAACUACUUCCGACCCAUCGAUUUUUGGUGAAAGACAUUCACCUCCCAAAUCCACCAUCUCUUCCUUUUUCGAUAAACAACUGUCACCUAGACGAACAGCGGCCUCCUCUCCUACCAACAAUACAGUAGACUCUAAUGCAACUAGAAAAGGUGAGACUGUUGUUGGUCUGUCAUCAUCACCAAGCAGUCCACCACAAGACGAAGAAGGAAAGAUAUUGUUGACAUGGAACAGUAAAGAAACAUCAAUCUAUUUAUUAAAAUCACAUCAAGAGUCUGUGGAAUUGUUGGAAUUGCUCGGGUCACAUAUUGACAGAUCCAAGAAAAUAACUGCCAAGCAGUCGCAGCAGAUGAAGUUGUUUAACCAAUUCCGUUCGACUUCAUACGAUAAUACAAACAGUGACCAUGAAGCAAGAUUAGAGGAGCUGUGGAAUGCACUUUAUCCCGGCCAACCAUUUGAACGAAAAUCACCCAAAUGGAAAGACUUUGGGUUUCAGAGCGAAGAUCCAACACGUGACUUUAGAGGUAUGGGUAUGCUCGGACUACACAAUCUCAUCCAUCUUGUAAAGAAUCAUCGUGUCUGGGUCGACUCUAUUCUCGACUCGCAACGAGACUAUCCCUUUGCCGUGGCCGGUAUCAAUAUUUCCAGUCUCUUGUUUGGCGUGCUCAAUAUCACCGAUGAAAGCCUCCAACAACCUUGGUACUCUCCUUUUUGGAACAGCACCUUUAUGAUUAUGCUUUGUUCCAUGUCUCGAGAGACUGACUGUGCUUUUGAAGAACUCUAUUUCCAAGUCUUUAAAUUAUUGGAUCAUGUUUGGCAACAAAUGGAUGCAACCUAUAUGAUGUUCCCAGACGUCAUGAAACGAAUGAAAGUACUAUUAAAUGAGGUCGCAACUUUAAAUGCCAAUAGUCUUGAAGAAGUAAAAGCAAGAUUUGAAUUGGUCAUGUUAUCUUCUUCUUUAAUUUCAACAACUGUAAAUAAUAAUCAAUCAUCACCAAAUCAUAAGAUUAGUAGUUCAACUUAA